CGCGCAACAGCAGGCGAGGGCGGGCUAGGGGCAGGGCUCCCUCGCAGGGGGCCGGGCUAGCCAUGGCAGAGGACGGCGAGGGGGCGGAGCUCUGCUUCACCGCGCUCUAUAUAAGCGGGCAGUGGCCACGGCUGCGCGGUGGUACUGACCUUCAGUGUGUCGGAUCUAGCGCCAUGGCGCCCUCCAGGAAGUUCUUCGUGGGGGGCAACUGGAAAAUGAACGGGCGGAAGCAGAAUCUGGGGGACCUCAUUAACACCCUGAACGCGGCCAAGGUGCCGGCCGACACCGAGGUGGUGUGCGCGCCCCCCACUGCCUACAUCGACUUUGCCAGACAGAAGCUUGAUCCCAAGAUCGCUGUGGCUGCACAGAACUGCUACAAAGUGGCCAAUGGCGCCUUCACUGGGGAGAUCAGCCCUGGCAUGAUCAAAGACUGUGGAGCCACGUGGGUCGUCCUGGGACACUCGGAGAGAAGGCAUGUCUUUGGGGAGUCAGACGAGCUGAUUGGACAGAAAGUGGCCCAUGCCUUGGCAGAGGGACUUGGAGUGAUCGCCUGCAUUGGGGAGAAGCUGGACGAGAGGGAAGCUGGCAUCACGGAGAAGGUCGUGUUUGAGCAAACCAAGGUCAUCGCAGAUAACGUGAAGGACUGGAGCAAGGUUGUCCUGGCCUACGAGCCUGUGUGGGCCAUUGGGACUGGCAAGACCGCAACACCCCAACAGGCUCAGGAGGUUCACGAGAAGCUCCGGGGAUGGCUGAAGUCCAACGUCUCUGAUGCAGUGGCUCAGAGCACCCGUAUCAUUUAUGGAGGUUCUGUGACAGGGGCGACCUGCAAGGAGCUGGCAAGCCAGCCCGACGUGGACGGCUUCCUCGUGGGUGGUGCUUCUCUCAAGCCUGAGUUCGUGGACAUCAUCAAUGCCAAAUAAGCCCCAUCCAUCCCCCCUGCCCUGCCUGCUAAGCCAGAAGGCAGCCCAGAAGCCAAAUAACUGCCCCCACCUUGCACCUGCUUCUGAUGGUGUCCUCUGCCCUGUGGCCUCAUCCAAACUGUACCUUCCCCAGAAGUGGCUGGGACCAGGCCAACCCCUUCUCACGAUAAUGGUUGGAACUAAACAUGUCACCAAGGUGGCUUCUCCUCGACUGCGAGGUAGAAGGGGUGGAGCUUACUCAUGGGUCCCCGCAGGCCCCGGUGAGGGUUAAGAGAGAGAAACCAUCUUCCUCUGCCGUCUACCAUCGUGGGGCCAAGACCCCCCCAAGGCCGGGGUGCUACCCUCCCACGGUGCCGACGCCUGUGUGUUGUGUCUGUGAGCUGUCCCCUGUGAGGGCAAUAAACACCUGGCUCUAG
Tupaia belangeri chinensis (Chinese tree shrew) is the source of this 1336-nucleotide messenger RNA. It is a transcript of the gene TPI1, whose product is annotated as triosephosphate isomerase 1. Gene Ontology annotation, biological process: gluconeogenesis; glycolytic process; glycerol catabolic process. Lineage: Eukaryota; Metazoa; Chordata; Mammalia; Scandentia; Tupaiidae. The record is from RefSeq and is a predicted model, not a curated record. Gene Ontology annotation, cellular component: cytosol. Gene Ontology annotation, molecular function: triose-phosphate isomerase activity. The transcript has 7 exons. The coding region runs from base 63 to 920 and encodes 285 amino acids.